Messenger RNA from Ostrinia furnacalis (Asian corn borer), 578 nucleotides. Its product is annotated as tryptophan--tRNA ligase, cytoplasmic-like. Lineage: Eukaryota; Metazoa; Arthropoda; Insecta; Lepidoptera; Crambidae. The transcript is spliced from 3 exons. Gene Ontology annotation, molecular function: tryptophan-tRNA ligase activity; ATP binding. Gene Ontology annotation, biological process: tryptophanyl-tRNA aminoacylation. The record is from RefSeq and is a predicted model, not a curated record. The coding region runs from base 63 to 578 and encodes 171 amino acids. Gene Ontology annotation, cellular component: cytoplasm.
GAUGGCUGCAAGAAGUUUUCGAAGUGCCACUCAUCAUCCAACUCACGGAUGAUGAGAAGGCGAUGUGGAAAGACAUCAAGAUAGAAGACGCCCGCCAGAUGGCGUACAACAAUGCGAAAGACAUCAUUGCAGUCGGAUUUGACCUGAAAAAUACAUUUAUUUUUAACGAUCUAGACUUUAUUGGUAAAUGUCCAGCGUUCUACCAAAACAUGGUCCGCAUCCAGAAGUGCGUGACCUUCAACCAGGCGAAGGGUAUCUUCGGCUUUGGAGAGAGUGACGUCAUUGGCAAGAUCACCUUCCCGUCAAUAGAGGCUGCACCUGCGUUCUCCACUACCUUCCCUUUUAUAUUCGGGAAUAAAGUGUUCCCCUGCCUCAUCCCAUGCGCCAUCGACCAAGACCCGUACUUCCGUAUGACGCGCGAUGUCGCGCCGCGUCUCAAGCUGCCCAAACCGGCGCUACUACACUCCACCUUUUUACCGGCGUUGCAAGGCGCACAGCACAAGAUGUCGGCAAGCGACCCCAACGCGUCGAUAUUCUUGAACGACACGCCCAAACAGAUUAAGAAUAAGGUAAGCUAA